Messenger RNA from Diaporthe amygdali, 1404 nucleotides. RefSeq lists its product as uncharacterized. The record is from RefSeq and is a predicted model, not a curated record. Bases 1 to 1404 code for a protein of 467 amino acids. Lineage: Eukaryota; Fungi; Ascomycota; Sordariomycetes; Diaporthales; Diaporthaceae. The transcript has 4 exons.
AUGAGCCGUCAUUCUCCUUCGGUAUCGCCGCCGGGUUUCUGGAGCGAAGCCGCUAGAGACUAUGCACGAAAUUCCAGGAACAUCGGUGGCCAUGACCCCCCACGGCCAGCAAAAGAUGGGUUCGAGUGGGUAUGGUUUCCGGACGGAUACUGGGCAGAGAGGCCGACCGUACGUCGAGAUAGCUCGAAACGCCCGGGUACAAUUUCGGUGGGCUCAGCAGGCAAGAUAUUCAAGUGGACAUCGAGGAUGAACGAGAGAAGCCCAUUACAAUCUCAAGAGCACGAGCAGAGAGAUUCCUCGCCAAAGACAGUCCAACCAACCCCUCCGCUGGGUGUUCCGCAACUCAGUAUGCCCGAAAAGAAUACUGAAUCGUUCAGCCCCCCCAGGGCUCUUCCUCAUAGCCCAUGGCUCUCGGAGGCUGCCCAGGUGGAGGCUUUGCAGCGCCCUGCUGACCAGCAAAUAAAUUUUGCCGGCAUAAUCACUUUAAACAAGCAAUCUCCGCUUGCUCGCAGCAAAUCGAGCGGUGCAAUGAGCACCGCUUCGGCCUUUCAAGCAAGAAGGAAGGCAACGAAGUCAAGGCUUCCCUGGAAGCCUUUUGAACGAUCAAAGAUCGAGGAACCUGCGGAAGUACACGAAGACCUGACCAAGGAUCCAAAUGUUGACGCGGCACUUAGUUACUUCACCCAAAAGCCAGUCGAUCCCUCUCAACCUCUGACACCGCUGGAGGAGAAGGAAGAUGAUGACCACAACAGUGGACCGCUCAAGAGUCUGCGUAGAUGGCUCAGGAAGGCCCCCCAAAAUCGCCAACACAUGCAGUCGUCUAGUCGUACAAGCCGUACGAGCGCCUCGAGCUCCAACAAUCAUAUGUGGAUGGAACAAAACAUCCCGGAUAGCCUAGCUGGUGGCACAGCUGGCUGUACUAAACACCAUGGCAACUAUAUUGUUCCUGCAAGUGACCUGAGUGAGGAACAAGCGCUGGGUGCCACAAUGUCAUAUCCUACCGGUGAAGCCAUGUCUGUAGCUCCGCCCGCAACCAAACAAUCUGCAGGCGGCAACCCGAGGAGCUUCUUCAUAGAUGUCAAACACCCUUCGUCCAUGAACGACUCAACGCCAUCUUCCGCAAGCUCCGCCCGGACAAAAGCACUCUCAUAUCAAAAAGGAGUCGAAGCUGAGAGGCGGGAACGGUGGGAUGAACCAAAUGCUUUGGUCAGGAGAGACCCUGUCAAAGAAAUCUCCUUCGAAUUCGACCUGCCGGAACACCUUCCUUCUAGCCCUAUGUGCCCGGCAAACCCAAGGCAUAAGCUCAGAGGAAAGGGGGUCUGCGUGGUUCACGGGAGAUCAAAGCAGGCGUCUGUGGGUGAUGCGGCUGCUGUUGCGGCAGAAGAAGUGACGGGGAGCCCCUGA